GAACAGUGUCGGGAAUCGGGAUCCAGCGACAAGAUUCUUCAGGACAACGCCCUAACGCAUUUAGUGCCGUUUACAUGGCUAACGAGUCGAAACGGAAUAGCAGUGGUCUAGCCUUAAGGAGUAGCCGGAGAGAAAUGGAGGCGGAAGGAUUCGAGACGACGAAAAUCAUUGUUGAAGAAGAUGACGAUGACCCACCAAUGUUAAGUUCUCAAGCUCUGGAAGCAUUGAAAGAGUUUAUGAACGAACAGCAGAGCAUUGUUGACGAAUCCGUAGAGAUCGAAAGCUCUGAAGUUGCUCUAGUGGCGGAGGAUUGGAGGUUGAGUCAGUUUUGGUACGAUCGAGAAACCGCCGCGGCAGUCGCGGAGGAGGUUCGCAAUCUCAGUUUGAUUACGGCUUCCCCUGUCGCUUGCAUUGCUUGCCCGACCCUCUAUGCGUAUCUCAAGAAAUAUUAUCCUGACAUCUCUGUGCAACUACUUGAGUAUGACAAACGUUUUGAGCAAUAUGGAAGAGAUUUCACAUACUAUGACUACAACCAACCCAAAGAGUUACCGCUGGAAAUGAGGCAUGGUUACAGAGUUAUUAUUGCAGAUCCUCCAUACUUGAGCAAGGAGUGUCUAGAGAAAGUUGCUGAAACAAUGACAUAUCUUGCACAGCCAGGGGAAUGCUACUUGCUUCUGCUCACAGGGGAAGUGCAAAGGGAGCGAGCAGCUGAGAUUUUGAACUUGUAUCCAUGUGGUUUCAGGCCUCAGCACUCUAGCAAGCUUGGAAAUGAUUUCCGGCUGUUUACAAACUAUGACCCAAGGGAGAGAUUAGGUGGGUGGGAGCGAGACUAGUAGGUAACAUGGUCUUUCGAUAUACAGAAACAGAUAACUAAGAUCAUCUUAGAAGUAGUGAGGAAAGACAUGUAGAGUUUAGGUAUUGACUCUAGUAUGACCUCAGAUUGAGCUGUUUGGAGGGCAAUGAUCCAUUUAGCCGACCCCAUUUAGUUGGGAAAAGGCUGAGUUGUUGUUGUUUAUCUCAUGAGUUUUGGACUACGAAGUUGUCACGGUGGGCUAUGGCAUGUGCAACUAAGAGGACCUUUUAUUUCUUGAGGAAUCAGAAGUUCGGUUUAUAUAAAAUUAGUUCAAACAGUUAUAAUGUAUGUUUCGGGUUAAAUUAAGAUCUUGUACAUAAUUAAGAUCA
Macadamia integrifolia is the source of this 1182-nucleotide messenger RNA. Its product is annotated as EEF1A lysine methyltransferase 1. Gene Ontology annotation, biological process: methylation. Bases 75 to 833 code for a protein of 252 amino acids. The record is from RefSeq and is a predicted model, not a curated record. Gene Ontology annotation, molecular function: nucleic acid binding; protein-lysine N-methyltransferase activity. NCBI's taxonomy places the organism in Eukaryota, Viridiplantae, Streptophyta, Magnoliopsida, Proteales, Proteaceae. The transcript is spliced from 4 exons.